UUUGUUUACAUUGUCUGUAGUAAAAACUGUGGACAAUUACUAAAAGAAAGUCCACAGCCAAGUGAAGAAUUAUCAGUAACACAAUACAUCUACUUAGUUGCUGGUAGGUGUAUUUUGCAGGUAGUUUUUUGCUUCGUUACAUCAAACACAUUUUGAAAUUUCACAUAAGAAAAAUGAAUCACUUUAAUUAUAUUGUCCCAUCUGUUGCUAUGUGACUUGACUGAAAUGUGAAAUGGAAUAAAUUCAGCCUCAUUGAUGCAUAUUUUAAGAUUUUUCAUUCUUUCCUUAAUGGAUCACAUCAAGUUAAUUAACAAUCUAAAUUAAUGAACCACCUGCUUUGAUAUUUUUCAUAAUGAGCUGAAAUCAGCACAUAAUGUGUGUAUUUAUCCACCACCUCCCUCAGCCUCUUUGAGCAUCUUUCAUUGAUUUUCUUUGAGAAUCUGAUCACGAUGAAAACUUGUCUCCUCCUCAGAGUUUUGCAGGGACGUGGUGCAGCUGCCUCCUCCUCCACAGAGCUCAGAUGGGCGCUGCUUGUGUUCAGCUCCUGUUUGCCGCCACCCUGUGGAUGAUGCCUCACAUGGGAGCCACCGCUGCCGCUGCUGCUGCUGUGCUGUCGAGCUCCACAGAGCUGCUCAACGCGUCCAGAGCUGGAGCUGAGACACAGGCUGACGUCAGGAUGCUCACUGGAGCUGCCGGUGUGUCUCGCAGCAGACGUAAGAGGGCCAUUUCAUCUCGAGAGAUAAACGCCCUGCUGAAUUACCACAACCGAGUCCGCUCUCAGGUCAUCCCCCCUGCAGCUAAUAUGGAGUACAUGCUCUGGGAUGAAGGAUUGGCUAACUCAGCUGACUCCUGGGCUUCACUAUGCAUUUGGGAUCAUGGUCCGACACAAGCCAUGAAAUAUAUGGGCCAAAACCUGUCAAUCACUUCAGGAAGGUACCAGUCUAUCACUGAUCUUCUCAGGUCCUGGUAUGAUGAGAGGCACCAUUUCUCUUACCCCAACAGAUGCAGUGGAUCUGUGUGCUCUCACUAUACUCAGAUGGUUUGGGCAAGCACCAGCAGAGUGGGAUGUGCCGUCAGGAAGUGCUCCAACAUGUACGUGUUUGGGAGCGCAUGGAGGGAGGUAACGCUGCUCGUCUGCAACUACUCUAUAAAAGGAAACUGGGUGGGAGAAGCUCCCUAUAAGACGGGGAGGCCUUGUUCUCUCUGUCCGUCCAGUUAUGGCGGCUCCUGCUGGAGAAACCAGUGCUCACCAAACACAAGAACCAGAAGACUUUUAAGAUAUUAA
Seriola dumerili (greater amberjack) is the source of this 1285-nucleotide messenger RNA. RefSeq names its product R3H domain containing like (gene r3hdml). Bases 521 to 1285 code for a protein of 254 amino acids. NCBI's taxonomy places the organism in Eukaryota, Metazoa, Chordata, Actinopteri, Carangiformes, Carangidae. The transcript has 5 exons. The record is from RefSeq and is a predicted model, not a curated record.